This is a messenger RNA of Artibeus jamaicensis (Jamaican fruit-eating bat), 3719 nucleotides long. RefSeq names its product receptor interacting serine/threonine kinase 2 (gene RIPK2). Lineage: Eukaryota; Metazoa; Chordata; Mammalia; Chiroptera; Phyllostomidae. The coding region runs from base 200 to 1807 and encodes 535 amino acids. Gene Ontology annotation, cellular component: cytoplasm. Gene Ontology annotation, biological process: protein phosphorylation; innate immune response; positive regulation of canonical NF-kappaB signal transduction. The transcript has 11 exons. Gene Ontology annotation, molecular function: ATP binding; JUN kinase kinase kinase activity. The record is from RefSeq and is a predicted model, not a curated record.
UGGCUGCGGGCGGGGUGUGCUUUUGAGCCGGAGCCGCCGUCUGGCGUACUGACCGCUCUCCGCUGAUUUCCCGGAAAGCGUUGGGCUGCGCGGUGUGGGCAUGGGCACCCUGGCGACUUAGUAUCAUCCGGCAGCAGGGGUUCCAGCCGGUUGCAGGACGGUACAGAAGCCAGAAGCAGCGGCAGCACGGCCCGGAACCAUGAGCGUGGAACCCAUCUGCAGCACGCUGCCCGCCGUUCCCUCCCAAAAGCUCGCGGACUUGCGCUUCCUCAGCCGCGGCGCGUCCGGCACCGUGUCGUCCGCGCGCCACGCGGACUGGCGUGUGCAGGUGGCCGUGAAGCACCUGCACAUCCACACCCCUCUGCUAGACAGUGAAAGAAAUGAUGUCUUAAGAGAAGCUGAAAUUUUACACAAAGCUAGAUUUAGUUACAUUCUUCCUAUUUUGGGAAUUUGCAAUGAGCCUGAAUUUUUGGGAAUAGUUACUGAAUACAUGCGAAAUGGAUCAUUACAUGAACUCCUACAUAGGAAAACAGAAUAUCCUGAUGUUGCUUGGCCAUUAAGAUUCCGCAUCCUGCAUGAAAUUGCACUGGGCAUAAACUACCUGCACAAUAUGAAUCCUCCUCUACUUCAUCAUGACUUAAAGACUCAAAAUAUCUUAUUGGAUGAUGAGUUUCAUGUUAAGAUUGCAGACUUUGGUUUGUCAAAAUGGCGCCUGAUGUCCUUGUCACAAUCACGAAAUAGCAAAUCUACACCAGAAGGAGGGACCAUUAUCUAUAUGCCACCUGAAAACUAUGAACCUGGACAAAAAUCAAGGGCCAGUGUCAAGCAUGACAUAUAUAGCUAUGCAGUUAUCACAUGGGAAGUCUUAUCUAGAAAACAGCCUUUUGAGGAAGUCACCAAUCCUUUGCAGAUUAUGUAUAGUGUGUCACAAGGAUAUCGACCUGACACUAGCGAAGAAAGUCUGCCAUUUGAUAUACCUCAUCGGGCACUGAUGAUUUCACUCAUAGAAAGUGGAUGGGCACAAAACCCAGAUGAAAGGCCAUCCUUCCUAAAAUGUUUAAUAGAACUCGAACCAGUUCUCAGAACAUUUGAAGAGAUAAGUUUUCUUGAAGCUGUUAUACAACUAAAGAAAACAAAGUUGCAGAGUGCUUCAAGUACUGUUCACUUAUAUGAGAAGAAAACAGAGUCAUCGCUGAACGUAUCUCUAAAUCAUAGUCCACAAGAGGAAUCAUGUGGAUCCUCUCAGCUUCAUAAACAUAGUGCUUCUCCCGAAACCUCAAGGUCCCUGUCAGCUCCUCAAGACAAUGAUUUUUUAUAUAGAAAAACCCAGGACUUCUCUACCCUGCUUCACCCCCAAGUAAAUCACAGCUGGGACAACAUGUGUGUAGCUCAGAGGGCCACAUUCUGUGACCACAAGACUGCCCUGUGCUCUUUAGCAAUAAAUCCACUCUCAGCCAAGGGAAAUUCAGAAUGUUCACAGCCUGGAGUGGCCCAGCAGUGGAUCCAGAGUAAAAGGGAGGAUGUUGUGAGCCAGAUGACCGAAGCCUGCCUUAACCAGUCACUGGACGCCCUUCUGUCCAGGGAUCUGAUCAUGAAGGAGGACUAUGAACUCAUUAGCACCAAACCCACAAGGACUGCAAAAGUCAGACAGUUACUGGACACCACUGACAUCCAAGGAGAGGAAUUUGCCAAAGUUAUAGUACAAAAGCUGAAGGACAACAAGCAGAUGGGUCUUCAGCCAUACCCGGAAAUACUGCCAGCUUCUCAAUCAUCAUCUUUAAAUUUAUUUCAAAAUAAAAGCUUAUAGGUGACUCUUUUUCAAGAAGAAAAGUCGGUUUAUUAAAAGGUAUUUUGUAUUUAUUUAUGUUGCCCUGAUCAGACUGUUGUUUUGAAACCCAUGUGAGUAUUGGUAGCUUUAAUGAAGUUUUUCCUUCAGCUAAAAUAUUAGUUUCCUACAUGACAGCAUGGUAUUUUUUAAAUUAAUAUAGUAGAAAAUUUGCAUUUUGCUACAUAGUUCAACUUUCAUCUCUGGUUAAUUGAAGCUAUUUUUAAGUGUAAUAAUUAUAUGUACCUAAUGAUAUCUGUAGUUAUCAGGCAUUUCUCAUGGAAGCCAUCUUUACAUUCACUUUGUGGAUUACUUAUUACUCAUCUGAGAUACAGUUUGGCUUUUCUGUUGUGCCCUUUAUGCUUACAUCAGAGAGAGCACAGCUCUGCCAUACAAGUUCAUAUCCUCUCCCAAGGGGUGUGUAUUAAACUCCCCAGAUUACAUUUUAAGUGUUAUUUAUUGAAUAAUUCCUUUAAAAAUUGUUUCAGAGGUAAAACAAUUCCAAGUAAAUUUCCAAAGAAAAAUAUUCAUCUUUCCACAUGUGUUUCUGCCUCCAUUUCUGAUCUCAACCAAUCACAGAGUGAACAGCAUGAUAUAUGUUUCCUUCUGUCCCCUUCUCCUGCUCAUUUGGAAAAGGGCCUUUCCUCAUACUAUCAUUAUAGCUUUAUCCUGCAGCCCACUUUCUGUGCUAAGUAACAUCAUGUCUGUACCACACAGAGCUCUCGUGGAUUCUUUUUAACUGCAUAAUAUCAAAGCAGCUUUUUUUUUCUUUAAGAUAUAAUGUGAGUUCUUUCUUGGUUGCGUUAUGUCAAAGUAAAAAUAUAUAAGGAAUAACAGCCCUUUUCUGAAAAUCUUUAUAUUAGCAAUGUCAGCAAAAAGUAUGAUACAGGACAAAUUUGAAUGUACAAACUUUCAAUAAGCACUACACUCACAGUAUGAAAAAAUGAGUAAGAGUAGAAAUUACUUGAUGGCAUUGAGGCAAUUAAACAUUAUAUUCAGAAUAUAAAAUAUGUAUUUUAAUCUCCAUUUUGGAGGUUGACAUUAAUCUGUAGUGCCACAUUCCUAUGGCUCUGAGAAAUGUGGAAAUUAAUAUGGAAAAUGGAAACUAAUUAAGUAUUAUGUUAUUAUAACUUAUUUUUUAAAGUGUUAGGAUAAAGAUUUAAUUUGAGAAGUUUCCCCUUUCUCUUUACAUAUUCUAAAAUUUUAUUUAUUUUAAAUCUUGACAGUUUCCAAUAGGACUUGAUAUUGGUUUGAUGAUGUGGUAAUCUGAUUGGUAAAGUAACCAUUGCAUGUUGUUUUCUAUUCUGCCUAGAUCUAAAAACUCAGCCUUCCAACUAGUCUAUAUGUGUAUGAUACAUGCAUACCAGCUACUUUUCCCCAUAAUUUAAUAUGGGGAGACAGAAUAGUCAUCCAUGAAUAGCAACUUAUGGUGAAAUACUAGAGAUCCAGGUGGAUCUACAAGCAGCCCUCAUCCCUAGUAGAAGUGUUUCCAUCCCAGCAGCCCGUUUUCAUUGCAGCCCAUGUUCAAUAACAGUGAUGUAUAGGGAAAGUGUGGCAGGGUAUGCUGAGUAUAACUGGCCAGAAAACAAGCGGGCCUGGUACAGAGGUGGUAGUUCAGUGAGCCACAUUGGGUGGCACACAGAGGACACAGUAAUAAAUGACAUUUGGGUUCUGUAGUAAGGAAGUUCGGUUCUUGCUCGAGCCUUCUUACAACUGCUGUCACAUUUUAGGCUCCCUUGUUAACAAAAAGAAUAGACUUCAGGCUCAGUACCUUAGAAGUAAUACUUUACAAGAAUUUUUCAUUGUUUUAAAUUGUAUUUUGUCUGAAAAUGACCUUCUACAUGUAACAAUUAGUACUAGUUUUCUAUUUAUAAUAAAGUUUUAUUUUACAGUA